GGCAAGAAGAGAAUAGAAAUGGCAUGAAAACUGCCAACAAACUUAAGCCACUCUCAUCAAAUUCCACCCGGUGUUUGCGGUAGUGGCUUCUGCGGAUGUUUCGUUUCGUGAUUGUGUCAACUGGCAAUGAACAGCGCGCUGACGUGGUUUGCCAGCGACCAAAGGUCACUUUGAAGCCCAAGAAAGGACUUGCUGCUGCGCGUUUUAGUCUUCGUUGGACGUUUACUCGUGUGAGCCAUGGGGCCACCUGUCAGCAGGCUUCUGCUGGCUCUUGGCCUUCUCUCCGUGAGAUGGAAUCCCGCUGGCGCUCACAAGUUUUCUGAUUUCAAGCUGUGCGCAGAUGAAGGCUGCAAUGCCAUCAUGAGCCACGUGAAGGCGCUCAGGGAUUACGAGGCUCCGGAUUGCCGCUACCUUUCCUUCAAGGCCAAGGACAGGAUUCAGGUGUUCAUGAAACUCACCGGCGAGUCAGACUCCCUCUGGGCUGGCAGCUGUCAAGGGAAGAUUGGAUUUUUCCCAAAAGAUGUUGUCAAGGAAGCCCAGCCAUUUCUGAACGCAAAGGAGAUCAAAUUGCCGUCAACGGAGAGGGACUUUAGGUGUCUCGAUGGAGAAUAUGUUGGGGAAGAAAACGACAGCAGUGAGGACAUUGAGGACAACUCAGCUGAAUUGGACUCGGCCGAAUUGGCUGUGGGCAACCCUGAGGUUGAGGAUCAGGAGUUCAUUGAAGACACCUCCUCAGAAGAGAACGUCAUCGGUUCUGGAGAGGAUGACAUCUUGGCUGAAAGGGCCGACUUGGUAAAGCCUCCAGAGAUAAAGUCCACCGGCAUUGCCGCCACCAUGCAAGGGCUUCUGUCCAACGCGGGAGGUAUCCUUGGAUGGUUCAGUGGAGACAAAGCUGCGUCUCAGUUCGAAACAGGCCCGGCGGCAGGCGACGCUGCAGGGCCAGGAGAUGCUGCUGAUAUGCUGAGCCACUUCGGCGACGAGCAGCGUGCCCCAGGUGGAAAUGGAGAGCUGGCAAGCGACGUUGCGCAAUCGCCAAGUGGGGACAGUGGUGCCGACUCAUCCAAGCCAGGCGACGUCGCAGCGGAACAGGAGGUGAAAAUCGACCUGGGACAUGAGGUGCCUACACCUGGAGAUGAAAUCGCCAAAGUGCCACAUGUGCCUGGAGGGUUCCUUAAUAACGUGCAGAGUCUCGUGAGUGGCUUCAACUUCUUCGGAUCUAAGCCGGCGCCAGACGACAAGCCCGCUGGUACAGGUGGGAUCGUUACAAGUGAAAAGAGCGAAGAGACAAUCUUGCAAGACCGUUCCCCGACUCUUCAGCCCAUAGAUGAAUCUCAGGCCUCGGUUGAGGCUUCAGCCCCAGAUAAACCCACAGCUGAUGCUUCAGCAGAUCUGAGCAAUAAUGCGAAUGUUGAAGUGGUUACAAAAGACCCACAGCUGCCAAGCGCAGAGCCACUGGCGUAUGGGAACACGCUUGUGUUAACAGAGGAGAGCAACGGUGGGGACAUCAGCAUAUCUCCCGACACCUCUUCUACUGGUGACCGUGGAGCAGGUCUUUCCGAGUCCUUGGACGAACCGAUGUUGGAUGUUCGUGUUGGGUCACUGCCGGUGCCAUGGCUCGUGUCCAGGCUGGACCAUCUGCUCCUGAGGGCCACCACCUCCGUGUGGCCAUCGCUGGCACCAACAGUCACCCUGAUGGUGCCAGACUGGGUGUGCCCAGGUGGAGUGAAGAACGCUGGGCAGUUCACUCCGUUGGCCAUGGCCGCCCUCGGCGCUCUGGGUUUUAGUAGCCUGCUCCUGGGCUUUGUGUUCCGCCUCGGCUCUGUGAUAAAGAAUAGAAGAUGUCUAUCGAGGGAAGCAAAACUGAUGUGCCAGGUAGCUGCUCUUCUCCAGGAAAAAUCAGCACUCGCCAUGGAAAUCAGCGACUGCACUCAGAAGUUGACAGCAAAGCAAGAUGCCGAUGAGGAGCAGCUUCAUCAGGCGGGCUCGUCGGGACGCGUGGCGGAGCUGCGGGAGUCGAAUGCUGAGCUGCGGCGUGUCAUGGCUGAGCUGCGGAGCGCCGCGAGCGAAGUGACCGCGGAGCUGAGUGACGUCCGCAGCGAGCACCGGGGGCGCCGUGACCAGGUGUCACCCACGAGGGACGAUGAGGAGGAGAAGGGGGAAGAGAAUGAGGAUCUGGGAUCUAAGCUCAUUGAGGCAGAACAUCUCCUGGCUGCCGCCCUGAGCAGAGUGGACGUCCUUGCUGCCACCCUGGAGGCCUCGACCCAGAGCAGAGACAGCCUUGUGGGUCGUAGCGAGCAGCUGGAGGUGGAGGAGCUGCGACGGUGCAGGGAGGAGGUGGCCGCUCUGUGGCGUGACCUGGAGGAGGCGAGGUCCACGCAGGCCGCCCUGGAGACCACCCUGGCCGACAAGUGCUCGGAGCACCAGAUGAUGUCCGAGUGUCUGCAACAGCUGGAUUUGCUGGCUGGGAGCGCGCUUGGUGCCGAGAGCCGGGGAGGCUCGUAUCCGGUGUGGGGGUCAAGCGAGCACCAUGCUACCAAUGCCGUGCUGAUGAAGGCCACGAUUGAGCGUGUGGAGGGCGAGACUCGGAGACUCGGGGAGCAGCUGCUGAGCGAGGAGAGAGCCACCCAGGAGCUCCGAGAGCGGGCGAGCAGCUUGGGCAGGGAGUGCGCGGCGGUGUGGCAGGACGAGGAGCAGGGCCGGAGAGGGCUGGAGGCGCUGCGCGUGCGCCUCCAGCUGCUCACCGACAUGCACCGCGGCACGGACGCCACGCUCAAGAGGGAGUUGUCGGAAAAGGAGAACUCUGGGCAGACGAAGGCUUCUGCGUGUUCAGAGGCUGAACAGAAAGCACUGCAAGCGAUGGAGGAAGCCACACGAUACAAGCAGCGCGUGAGUGACCUCAAAAGGGAGCUCAGGCAGACGGAAAACUCCUUCAGGGACCAAAUUUCUACGCAAGAGAAGGACAUUCACGAGCAGUGGUUUGCUGCUCGCAAGGCCGAGAGGGAGCUCGUGGAGGUCAGGAAAGAAAUGAGCGUGCUCCAGAGGUUGUUCGAGGUGAAGGGCAGCGCCCCCCAACUCGUGCACCCCACACCAAGUCGCCCUCCCACCGGCUCGCCGCUGGGCGCCUUCCCCCCUGAACCUACAAACGGAUUGGUGCCGGACAGGAGGAGGAGCCUUCCAUCUCCUGGCCCCCCUCAACACAGAGGACCCCAGCACCACGGGUCCAACAGCUCCCUGGCAUCCAGCUCCAGUCUGGACGUCGAUAAUGACGGGCGCCUGGCUGUGGCGCCACCACGACGGCCCUCCUCCCACUGCGGAGCUCCACUCUCGCCACCGCCCACCCUCGGAGGCUCCUUCACAGAGCCCUCGCCUUUCCGACCUCGCCGAGGAGGCCCUCUCUCCCCGCUCCUCGGAGCUCCGCGCUGGUGCCCCGCUGCACCGUGGGGACCGCUCCCGCCUCCAGGGGGCGACAUGGGCCCGAGGUGCAACCUCUCCCCGCUGAUGGACCCCCGCACGCUGCUGCUGCCCAGCCCACCUCCUGCUGCUCCUCUUCCACCUCCACACAGGGGCCUUGCGCAGCCUCCUAGAGGGUUUCCUCCAGCACGGAGCCCAGCUCCGCUGUACGGCCCAGCUCCGCUGUACGGCCCAGGUCCGCUGUACGGCCCAGCUCCACCGUACGACCCACGCCACGUGCCUCGCAUUCAGGGCCGGGCAAACCAAACUGAAGGUACACAUUUGUGUCAUCGUGAAUUCACUUUGGUUUACCUAGGAAAGCCACCGCUAAGUCUCAAGGUUAUUUUUCGUGAAGGUCCUUCAUUAUGAUGUUUGGCCCAUCACAAAUGAGUGUUUGGCCCAUCACAAAUGAGUAUUUGGCCCAUCACAAAUGAGUAUUUGGCCCAUCACAAAUGAGUGUUUGGCAUGUUGGUUUGAAACUAGAGUGCCUGAAGAAAACCCACGCAUACGAGAUGCCACUCAAAGUUCCGCACAGUUCGAUACAAAACAUUGCCGGACUUCCAUCUGCUGGCCACU
This is a messenger RNA of Petromyzon marinus (sea lamprey), 4026 nucleotides long. NCBI's taxonomy places the organism in Eukaryota, Metazoa, Chordata, Hyperoartia, Petromyzontiformes, Petromyzontidae. The record is from RefSeq and is a predicted model, not a curated record.